This is a messenger RNA of Closterium sp. NIES-67, 2047 nucleotides long. The record is from the annotation of a GenBank genome assembly. NCBI's taxonomy places the organism in Eukaryota, Viridiplantae, Streptophyta, Zygnematophyceae, Desmidiales, Closteriaceae.
UAGCAGCCAAAACCAUCACCUCACCACCGGCUCUAGGACUAGAUUAGACUGCAUGGCGGAGCAGAAUAUUUCCUGUCGUUAGAUUUCCGUUUCCUUGUCCACGUAGGACCGUUAAAUAGGUGUGCUGGCAGUGGUUAUGACCGUACUAGCCGUAGAUAGAUAGACCUAUUCCCGUUGGCGUAACCACUCUCGUGUUUCAUCCGUUUAGCAUCAUCACCCGUACAACCCUUCUUGGCGUAAGGCGCAUUCUUCUCCUCCACGUGACACCCUAAAGCUCUCACCCGACCAUCCCUGUCGUUCCCCAGCCUCGCAUCCGUUGGAAAAAGCAGGCAGUUGUCCUUAGAACCAUGGCUCGUUUCCUCCUCGCAAUCCUCUGGUGCCUCGCCCUCGCCACGUCCUCCCUCGCGCGCACCUACGACCGUUCGCACUUGCACCGCAUGCUCACCCGCCGUGGCCUGCGCCGCGGCAUGCGUGACCAGGCCCAUGGCUCGCGGCGCCGCCUCUUCUCCUCCGCGUUCGGCGACGAGGCGUCCGCCACCGACCCCAACGGCGACUACAUGGGCUUCGAAGACUUCGUCACCGGGCAGCCCGCUCCCAGCCCCAAGCAGCUCAAGGCCCUGAUGGAGAUUAAAGCCGCCUGGAAGGACGACUUUUACGGGGCUUCUAUGUGGAAGGAGGGCAGUACGGACACGUCAGCGUGGCAGGGCCUGGAAAUCGACGACAACGGGAACGUGGUCAGCAUGGUGUUGAUCAGCGGCGGCGUCGAGGGACCGCUGCCCACGGCGCUCGCAGCGUUGACGGCGCUUACGUCGAUCGACCUCCGUCAGAAUAAGCUGACCGGCGAGAUCCCUCGCGGUGUGUUCUCCAGGAUGCCGUACCUGAAGGAGUUUUAUCUGGCCGAUAACCAGCUCUCUGGAUUCGUUCCGUGGAGAGAUUUUCUCGGGCGGGCGGAUUCCCCGCUGCAGAUGUUCGAAAUAGACGGGAAUUCCUUCACCGGUGCCUUUCCCAACCCCCUGUUCCAAAACGCCCCGAAUCUCCAAACCUUCACGGCCAGCGGCAACAAGUUCGCCGGGCAUAUGCCGACUGGCUUGGCGGGUUGCCCGCUUGUUUCGGUCAUCGAUUUGUCGAACAACCAGCUGACCGGCGGAAUUCCGUACGCGUUUGGCGGAAUGGACGGAUUGGAAGUGUUUGACGUCAGCAACAACCUGCUGACCGGAUACCUGCCAGCGUCUUUCGGACUCUCCUCCGCGCUCGUCAAUCUCGAUGUCAGCAACAACAAGCUCAGCGGUUACCUCCCCGCUUCGCUAGCCAAUCUCGGCCAAUCGCUGCGGGCCCUCAAACUGGCGAACAACUACUUCACUGGCUCUUUGCCCAAGUUCCCCAACCUCGGUAGGGGUUGCGGGCCCAAGAAAUCAGACGCGGUUACAUGUUACAGGUUCACUACUAUCAUCGAUUUGAGCAACAACUACUUCUUCGGCAAGGAUGAGAUGACCAUUCAGGCAGCCAAGUGGACAAGCACUCCGAUAACUGACGUAAUCUGCCCAGGGACAAACUACCCGGAACAGAUUCUGGUCCAAGGGAACUGCUUGGUGUCCAGUGCGAAUUGCACUGCCAAGGCACAGAGGUCUGCUGGACAAUGUACUGCAUUCUGCGGGACGGGAGCGGCUACAUGGCAAUGCGGGGGGCAUGGUAUGUGUGUUUUGGACAGGGCAAGCGGUGAGGUGGGGUGCAGGUGCAAGGAGGGAUUUGUGGCCUCGCCUGAUGGUAUGACUUGCACCAAGCCAGCUGUGGUUUGAGUUAUGUUACUAUGGCCUGCAGCAGUUACGGAAGAGGUGGGAUGUAGGAUAUGGUGUCUUACCAGCUGGUUUGCAUGCAAUCGUGGAGAGUUGAGGGGUUGCGUUGAAUGCUUUUGUGCAUGUGGGUGUAUCGCUGCUUGUGGGCUGCUGAUCUCUUUAAUGGUGGUUAACAAUAUUCGUCAUGCUAAGUUAAUCAUGUAUAAUUGCUAUGUGCCAUCUUUCAUUUGAAUGAGUAAAAUGGUCCUGAGAUA